AUGUGACCGAUUUCGAAUAGGAGGGUGGAGGCCCGGCCCGAGGCCGGCCAGAUUGGAGGCGGGUCCAGGCGUGGCUAGGACGGAGGCCGGGCGGGGGCUGCCGCGGCGGCGACGAGAAAGCGGCCGAGCCCCUGAGACCUGGGGCGGAGCUCCGCUAACCUAGUGCCCCGCUCGCCGAGCGAGGUGGGCGGGCGACUCGGGACCAUGGCCAGGGCUGGCAUGGAGCGGUGGCGAAACCGGCUAGCAUUGGUGACGGGAGCCUCGGGGGGCAUCGGUGCGGCCGUGGCCCGGGCUCUGGUCCAGCAGGGACUGAAGGUGGUGGGUUGUGCCCGCACCGUGGGCAACAUAGAGGAGCUGGCUGCUGAAUGUAAGAGUGCAGGCUACCCCGGGACUUUGAUCCCCUACAGAUGUGACCUGUCAAAUGAAGAGGACAUCCUAUCCAUGUUCUCGGCUAUCCGCUGCCAGCACAGCGGUGUGGACAUCUGCAUCAAUAAUGCUGGGUUGGCCCGGCCUGACACCCUGCUCUCAGGCAGCACCAGCGGUUGGAAGGACAUGUUCAAUGUGAAUGUGUUGGCUCUCAGCAUCUGCACACGGGAAGCCUACCAGUCCAUGAAGGAGCGGAAGGUGGAUGACGGGCACAUCAUUAACAUCAACAGCAUGUCUGGCCACCGAGUGUUACCCCAGUCUGCGGUCCAUUUCUAUAGUGCUACCAAGUAUGCCGUCACUGCACUGACAGAGGGACUGAGGCAAGAGCUUCGGGAGGCCCAGACCCACAUCCGAGCCACGUGCAUCUCUCCAGGACUCGUGGAGACACAAUUCGCCUUCAAACUCCAUGACAAGGACCCUGAGAAGGCAGCUGCCACCUACGAACACAUAAAGUGUCUCAAACCCGAAGAUGUGGCCGAGGCUGUCAUCUUUGUCCUCAGCACACCCCCACAUGUCCAGAUUGGAGACAUCCAGAUGAGGCCCACGGAGCAGGUGACCUAGUUUCCUGUGGGGAGUUCCUCCUCCUCUCCCCGACCCUCAAGGCUUGGUUCCUGCUUCUGGAUUGUAGGUGUUAAUUUCUGGACUCCUGGAUUCCAGUUCCUCUCCCCACCCCCAACAAGGGUUAUAAAAUUUGUUUGAGGUCUUUUUAUCUUGUCAAAUUGUUUCCACCACAAAUGUGAAAAGUGGGCUGGGGAGGGAAGGUAGUGUCCCUAAUUGUUUUACCUAUUAACUUGUUCUGGGUUCCCUUCUUGGGCUCCUUGGCCUUUGUUUGCUGUCCUUGGUCUUUUCCCUUUGACCUGGGGAAGGGACUGUGGCCAAAAGGGGGGCUUCUCCCUAUCUUCUUGCAUCCCGUCACCUGUCACUCAGGGAUGAGGUGGCAGAGAGAGCUCCUCGCCUAUCUGAAUGGUUAUCGAGGGCUCCAGGCUUCUUCCUCAACCUGCCCCACUGCCCCUUUUCUCCCCCUGUCCCAGUUCUCCAAGCCCAUUUGUGGCUUCUCAGCCCCCAGUGGGGUCAUCACUCUACUCUGACUGGCAGCAGAAUAUUAGGGCAUGCCUGCCAAGUGAAUUUCACUGUAAUAAUUAAAAAAGAAAAGUUGCAAUAUUCUA
Hipposideros armiger (great roundleaf bat) is the source of this 1592-nucleotide messenger RNA. It is a transcript of the gene DHRS11, whose product is annotated as dehydrogenase/reductase 11. Bases 205 to 987 code for a protein of 260 amino acids. Lineage: Eukaryota; Metazoa; Chordata; Mammalia; Chiroptera; Hipposideridae. The record is from RefSeq and is a predicted model, not a curated record. Gene Ontology annotation, molecular function: oxidoreductase activity. The transcript has 7 exons.